Molecule: messenger RNA, 2700 nt
Organism: Varanus komodoensis (Komodo dragon)
Lineage: Eukaryota; Metazoa; Chordata; Lepidosauria; Squamata; Varanidae
Gene: GRIK3
Product: glutamate ionotropic receptor kainate type subunit 3
Exons: 16
Coding region: 97-2700 (867 amino acids)
Biological process (GO): modulation of chemical synaptic transmission; synaptic transmission, glutamatergic; monoatomic ion transport
Cellular component (GO): kainate selective glutamate receptor complex; presynaptic membrane; postsynaptic membrane
Molecular function (GO): kainate selective glutamate receptor activity; transmitter-gated monoatomic ion channel activity involved in regulation of postsynaptic membrane potential
Source: RefSeq, a predicted model, not a curated record
AGCCAGAACCAGCUCCCUUGUCAUCCUGGUGCUGAAAACCGGAGCCAGCAACGAGGGGGAAUCUUUGAAUAUGCUGAUGGCCCGAAUGCCCAGAUAAUGAAUGCUGAGGAGCAAGCCUUCCGAUUCUCUGCCAAUAUCAUCAAUAGGAAUAGAACCUUGUUACCCAACACGACCUUAACCUAUGAUAUCCAGAGGAUACACUUCCACGAUAGCUUUGAAGCCACUAAGAAAGCCUGCGACCAGCUCGCCCUGGGUGUGGUAGCAAUAUUUGGCCCUUCGCAGGGCUCCUGCACCAACGCAGUCCAGUCCAUUUGCAAUGCCCUGGAAGUCCCCCACAUACAGCUGCGCUGGAAGCAUCACCCUCUGGACAAUAAGGACACGUUCUAUGUCAACCUCUACCCGGACUAUGCCUCCCUCAGCCACGCCAUCCUGGACCUUGUACAGUACCUGAAGUGGAGGUCAGCCACUGUGGUGUACGAUGACAGCACAGGCCUCAUCCGGCUGCAAGAGCUGAUCAUGGCGCCGUCCAGAUACAACAUCCGCUUGAAAAUCCGCCAGCUGCCCCUCGACACAGAGGACGCCCGGCCCUUGCUCAAGGAGAUGAAGCGGGGGCGGGAGUUCCGGAUCAUCUUCGACUGCACCCACACAAUGGCGGUACACAUCCUCAGGCAGGCCAUGGCAAUGGGGAUGAUGACCGAGUACUACCACUUCAUCUUCACCACACUGGAUCUUUAUGCCUUAGAUCUGGAGCAGUAUCGCUACUCGGGAGUAAACCUGACUGGCUUCCGCAUCCUGAACGUGGAGAACCCACACGUCUCCGCCAUCGUCGACAAAUGGGCAAUGGAGCGCUUGCAGGCUGCCCCCAAGCCUGAGCCGGGGCUGGUCGCCGGCGUGAUGAUGACAGACGCUGCCCUCCUGUACGACGCGGUGCACAUCGUCUCCGUGUGCUACCAGCGGGCCCCCCAGAUGACCGUCAACUCCCUGCAGUGCCACCGGCACAAGGCCUGGCGGUUCGGCGGGCGCUUCAUGAACUUCAUCAAGGAGGCCCAGUGGGAAGGCCUGACCGGGCGCAUCACCUUCAACAAGUCCAGUGGCCUGAGGACCGACUUUGACCUGGACAUCAUCAGCCUCAAGGAGGACGGGCUGGAAAAGGUUGGCGUGUGGAGCCCGUCUGAGGGACUGAACAUCACCGAAAUCUCCCGAAGGCAAGGCCCCAACGUGACCGAUUCUCUGACCAACAGGUCCCUGGUUGUCACCACAGUCCUGGAGGAGCCGUUUGUCAUGUUCGCCAAGUCCGACACGGUCCUCACCGGAAACGGGCGCUUCGAGGGGUACUGCAUCGACCUCCUCACCGAGGUCUCCCGCAUCCUGGGCUUCUCCUAUGAGAUCCGGUUAGUGGAGGACGGGAAGUACGGCGCCCAGGAUGAGAAGGGGCAGUGGAACGGCAUGAUCAGGGAGCUGAUCGAUCACAAAGCUGACUUGGCUGUGGCGCCGCUUACCAUCACCCAUGUCCGGGAGAAAGCCAUCGACUUCUCCAAGCCCUUCAUGACUUUGGGGAUCAGCAUUCUUUACCGGAAGGCCAAUGGCACCAGCCCCAGCGUCUUCUCCUUCCUCAACCCCCUGUCUCCUGACAUCUGGAUGUACAUCCUUCUCGCCUACCUUGGAGUGAGCUGUGUGCUCUUUGUGAUUGCCAGGUUCAGCCCGUACGAGUGGUACGACGCCCACCCCUGCAACCCGGGCUCAGACAUCGUGGAGAAUAACUUCACCCUCCUCAACAGCUUCUGGUUUGGAAUGGGAGCCCUCAUGCAGCAAGGCUCGGAGCUGAUGCCCAAAGCCCUGUCCACCCGCAUCAUCGGGGGCAUCUGGUGGUUUUUCACGCUCAUCAUCAUCUCUUCCUACACGGCAAACCUGGCCGCCUUCCUGACCGUGGAGAGAAUGGAGUCCCCCAUUGACUCUGCCGAUGACCUGGCCAAGCAGACCAAGAUCGAGUACGGCGCAGUCAAGGAUGGGGCCACCAUGACCUUCUUCAAGAAAUCCAAGAUCUCCACCUUUGAAAAGAUGUGGGCCUUCAUGAGCAGCAAGUCCUCAGCGCUUGUCAAGAAUAACGAGGAAGGGAUCCAGCGUGCCCUCACCUCUGACUACGCCCUCCUGAUGGAGUCCACCACCAUUGAGUACAUCACCCAAAGGAACUGCAACCUGACCCAGAUUGGGGGUCUGAUUGACUCCAAGGGCUACGGGAUUGGCACUCCCAUGGGCUCGCCCUACAGAGACAAGAUCACCAUCGCGAUUCUCCAGCUUCAGGAGGAGGCCAAGCUGCACGCCAUGAAGGACAAAUGGUGGCGAAGCAAUGGCUGCCCCGAAGAGGAGAGCAAGGAAGCUAGUGCGCUCGGGAUCCAGAACAUCGGCGGGCUCUUCAUUGUCUUGGCUGCUGGUCUGGUCCUCUCCGUAUUCGUAGCCACUGUGGAAUUUGUCUACAAGCUGCGCAAAACCGCUGAGCGUGAGCAGCGCUCCUUCUGCAGUGCCGUGGCGGACGAGAUCCGGCUGUCGCUCACCUGCCACCGGCGAGUGAAGCACAAGCCGCAGCCGCCCGUCAUGGUGAAGGCGGACGCAGUGAUCAACAUGCACACCUUCAACGACCGACGGCUCCCCGGGAAGGACAACCUGACCUGCAGCACGGGGCUGACCCCUGUGUUCCCGUGA